Messenger RNA from Coffea eugenioides, 1957 nucleotides. Its product is annotated as acyl-coenzyme A thioesterase 9, mitochondrial. Lineage: Eukaryota; Viridiplantae; Streptophyta; Magnoliopsida; Gentianales; Rubiaceae. Gene Ontology annotation, molecular function: fatty acyl-CoA hydrolase activity. The transcript has 5 exons. The coding region runs from base 357 to 1682 and encodes 441 amino acids. Gene Ontology annotation, biological process: acyl-CoA metabolic process. The record is from RefSeq and is a predicted model, not a curated record.
AUCAGACAAGAACAACAGGGCAACACCACAAUCUUUAUAACUUCCAACGACCGAAGAUACCUAAACGUAAGCUGUCCUGUUGUGUUGCUGCUGAUUUCCUACUGCUUUCUUUCUGCUUAAAAUCCAACUUGGGAGUCGGGACUCCAUUUCUCUCGGCCGAACUUUCUAAUUUUCCCGGACCCUCCAAGAGAAUAAAAAAAAAAAAAAAAAAAAAAGUCAAAUGUUCGAUACUUCGAUUAAAUUAGUAGCAACCCACCUCAAAUUCAAAGCUCAAACCUCGCACCUCUUUCCAAAUUUCGUCAAGAAAGUGUGGAUUUCUCAAGGCUCCAAUCUGUGAGGAAGUUUCUUGAAUUUCAAUGGAUCUCAGCUCCUCUCCAUCCCUUACCAUUCCUAUAGUAUCCACCCUUACUUCCCCUUUUGAAGGUUCACCCAAGGAGAAUGAUCCAAAAUCUCUAACCAGAAAACCUCUGAGUUUGUGGCCGGGAAUGUACCAUUCACCGGUCACAAAUGCUCUGUGGGAAACGAGGUCUAAAAUAUUUGAGAGACUUCUUGACCCUCCACUUGAUGCACCUCCACAAAGUGAAUUGCUUACUAGGACUCCAUCUUACAGCAGGACUGCUAUUCUUUACAACUUUUCCACUGAUUACAUAUUGAGGGAGCAGUAUAGAGAUCCAUGGAAUGAGGUCAGGAUUGGGAAAUUGCUAGAAGAUCUUGAUGCUCUUGCUGGCACCAUCUCAGUCAAGCAUUGUACAGAUGAUGACAGCAUGACUAGACCGCUUUUGCUUGUGACUGCUUCUGUUGAUAAAAUGGUGCUGAAGAAGCCAAUUAGUGUUGACAUUGAUCUGAAAAUGGCUGGUGCUGUUAUUUGGGUUGGCCGCUCCUCUAUAGAGAUUCAACUUGAAGUGACUCAGCCUACAGAUGGAAAAUCUGAUGCUGCAGAAUCUGUAGCUCUGACAGCCAACUUCAUUUUUGUUGCUCGUGACUAUAAGACACGGAAAGCCGCUCUAGUGAACCGACUAUCUCCAGAAACUGAAAAAGAAAAAAUGCUUUAUGAAGCAGCAGAAGCAAGAAAUCAACUUCGGAAAAGGAAGAGGGUGGUAGACAGAAAGGAGAUUCAGAAUGGUGAAUUUGGUAGACUUGAAGCACUCUUGGGUGAAGGACGGAUAUUUUGCGACAUGCCAGCAUUGGCAGAUCGUGACAGCAUUCUUCUCAGGGAUACUCGCCUUGAGAACUCUUUAAUUUGUCAGCCACAGCAAAGGAACAUUCAUGGUCGGAUCUUUGGGGGAUUCCUAAUGCACAGAGCUUUUGAAUUAGCAUUCUCAACAGCUUAUGCAUUUGCUGGUGUGAUGCCUUGCUUUCUGGAAGUUGAUCAUGUUGAUUUUCUUAGACCAGUGGAUGUUGGAGAUUUUCUGCGUUUCAAGUCUUGUGUAUUGUACACAGAGCUUCAGAACACAGAUCAGCCUUUGAUCAACAUUGAAGUUGUAGCUCAUGUUACAAGGCCGGAGCUGAGGUCUAGUGAGGUGUCAAACAGGUUCUACUUCACUUUCACUGUUCAUCCGGAGGCUAAGGCCAUGAAUGACAGGGUUAGGAUCAGGAAGGUGGUUCCAGCCACGGAGGAAGAGGCCCGCAGAAUCUUGGAGCACAUGGAUGCCGAUUCAUUUAAUCUAGUCUACAAAUCUUAAAAAUUUUACCAAGGACUGGUGGGUGCCUGGGUGGUUUAGGUUUAUCAGUGAAAUAACAUGGAUCAGUGCAAUUUCAUAGGACCCCUGCUUACUUUUCCUUGCUCAAAGAUACAUGUUAAAACUACUUCUGAUUAACAGCAUCCUAUCUUAUGCUUCUUUUCGUACAAUGUCAGUUUAAGAUUUACCAUCAGGCACACAAAUUAGAAAAUUUGAUGGUUUGAGUUCAACCUUAUGUUUCUUCUACAUCUCAAUAUGAUCUCGACAAAUUUGAGCCA